AUGGUCAAUCUUUCCUCCCUUCUUUCCGUCGUCCUCGUCGUCGCCGGCGCCGUCGCCGCCCCGGCCGAGGAGGGCUUCACCCUCGACAAGCGCGCGGGAACCCCCAGCUCCCAGGGAACCCACAACGGCUUCUUCUACUCGUGGUGGACCGACAACGGCGCCACCGCCACCUACACCAACCUCGCUGGCGGCAAAUACUCCGUCUCGUGGGGAACCGGCGGCAACUUGGUCGGUGGUAAGGGCUGGAAGCCCGGUCUGACCGCAAGGACCAUUCAGUACUCCGGUACCUACCAGCCCAACGGCAACAGCUACCUCGCCGUCUACGGCUGGCUACGCAACCCUCUCGUCGAGUACUACAUCGUCGAGAACUUUGGCACCUACGACCCCUCCUCCAACGCGCAGAAGCUCGGCGUCGCGUACUGCGACGACGGCACCUACGACAUCGCCAAGACCACCCGCACCAACGCCCCCAGCAUCGACGGCACCCAGACUUUUACCCAGUACUGGUCCGUCCGCCGGACGAAGCGCACCGGCGGCAAGGUGAACACGGGCUGCCACUUCGAUGCUUGGAAGAAGGCCGGCCUCACCAUCGGCACGCACGACUACCAGAUCGUGGCCACCGAGGGAUACUUCAGCAGCGGGUAUGCCGAGAUCACCGUUGCUGAUGUCGGCUAA
Molecule: messenger RNA, 675 nt
Organism: Parascedosporium putredinis
Lineage: Eukaryota; Fungi; Ascomycota; Sordariomycetes; Microascales; Microascaceae
Source: the annotation of a GenBank genome assembly